UCAUGUACGCGGAAGAGAAAGAUGGAAGAAUUCGAUAGCUUCAAAAUGUAACAAUAUGGAUAUUGAUAAAGAAAAAAUUAACAUUUAAACAAAGUAUACAGAUAAAACUGAAUAGCAGAAUUCUCAGUCAUAAAUGAUUUUUUAUUAAUUUGUGGAUUAUUUUUAACGUGUUUCUUGAAUACAAUAAUGGACGAAAAAUCUUCAGAUAAUGCUAUUUCUACACAAAAAUCAUUACCAUCUUCUUAUGAUCCUGGUUGGAAUGAUACACCAAAAUGGGCAUCUCCACAUGCAGGAAAUACAAAUACACCUACAAAAAGAAUAUUAAAUAAAAGAGUUCCAUUUCCUUUAAUUUCUGGGGAAUUAACAAGGAACAAUACUGAAUGUCAAUCUAAUGCUGCAGGCAUGCCAUUAUCACCUCCUCCUCCUCCUCUGCCUUCUCCUUUAAGUUUGAAAACAGCACCUCAUGCACCUUUAAUAAUUCCUUCUGAUGCAAACGCUGAAUUUACUUGUACAGUAACAAAAUUUGAUAACCAACAAGCUUUAGUUGAUACUAUGGCAAAUUUAGAAUUUAUAAUUAAAAAAUAUGUGAUGGAAAAUAAAAUAGAUGAAGUGCAAAGAAGACUAGAUUUAAUGAAAUCUUGUUGGCUUGAUAAUAAAUUAAAUGAUUCUAUACAGCAGAAAAUACUUGACAUUUCAAAGGCUUUAAAAGACGAAGAUGUUGAAAAAGCAGACAAACUUCAUAUUGCAUUGAUGAUAGAUCACACCAGUCUGUGUAGUGCUUGGAUACCUAGUAUUAGGCACAUAAUUUCUGCUUUAAAGGAAAAAAAAUUACGCUCCGAUGAUAUAUAGAUAUAUAGAAUAUAAUUUACCAGAAA
Molecule: messenger RNA, 875 nt
Organism: Vespula pensylvanica (western yellowjacket)
Lineage: Eukaryota; Metazoa; Arthropoda; Insecta; Hymenoptera; Vespidae
Exons: 3
Coding region: 187-849 (220 amino acids)
Biological process (GO): regulation of transcription by RNA polymerase II
Cellular component (GO): nucleus
Source: RefSeq, a predicted model, not a curated record